Molecule: messenger RNA, 1497 nt
Organism: Dreissena polymorpha
Lineage: Eukaryota; Metazoa; Mollusca; Bivalvia; Myida; Dreissenidae
Exons: 4
Coding region: 129-842 (237 amino acids)
Source: RefSeq, a predicted model, not a curated record
AUCAUCCUUUAUUAUAUAGUAAUAGGCAUCAAACAUAUCAUCCUUUAUUAUAUAGUAAUACUCAAAUCCAUGCACGUGUUAAUGAAAAACUUUAACGAUAAAGUGUUGUAGACGAUACGUCUGUUUAAAUGAUCUGUUCAGAUCUGUUAACUCAAAACAUACAUUGCAUAUUUGAACUUUUGAAAGUUUUUGUUGAAGACGCAGACAUCGACGGUGCUGUAAAUGAAGACUGUAACCAAACUGUGCCGAACAGCAAAAAUAACACAGUAGAGUCGCAAACCGUUCCCUGCUGGACCGCUCCACCGGACAACAAUGUCACGUUCAGUUCCUCACGUACGUCGGAGGUUUCCUUCACUGAUGCUCCGGAACCGACGAUACCAGAAGAAUCCCAUCCGGGCCUAAAAAUACCUGUGCCGACGGGAAAGAAGCCGAACUUAUCGUCUACAUCGACCUCCAAGGCGACAACCACAUUGGCUCCCUCCCACGGAAACACCACAAACUUGACAACGCAACAGCCGCUGCCGCCGGAGGAGGAAUGCUUCACUGAUUGUUACUGCCCCUGUGGCUGGGUGGCAGAGCCCGUACAAUACACGAAGGAAGAGCUGAACGCAAUUGUUGAGAAGAUCCAAGAGAAACUCAAGAUCGAGGUGAAGAAGUUAAGUUCCACGACGCGGAAGCUGAACAGCGCCGAGGACCAGCGGCCGUCUGCGAAGGCGGUCGGCGUCGUCGGUCUGGUGUUCUUGGUGAUCACCCUCGGCGGCAUCUUCCUGCUCGAUCUGAAGACCUUGGCAGACGCGUUCCGGACGCUUCUAGACAACGUCCGCCAGCCGUUCCGGCAAUGACUUGCACAACUCCUCAGAGCGGUUGCCUUCCCUAUCGGUUAACGGUUACCACUGCCGUCAUUAGGGAGGAUUGUGAAAUUGUAUUUUUUAUUAAUUGUAGUACAGUGCACAUUUCUUCCUAACUGGACACUUUUUGUAAAAUAGUUUGCAGUAAAUUUAAACAUAUAGCAAUUCAAAAGAAGAAUAUAAUAAAACCGUUAGUUAUAAAAAUGAUCAUUUUAAUCGUUUAUCAUCGCGUAGUCUUUUAUGACAGCAGGAAUUUGACUUGCCUCAACAUCGGGAUUUUGUUUACGUUGGCUCAUAGGCUUUACGCAUGUGAUUCACUUACAACCUGUUUCAAAGUAGUUUAUAUUACUCAAUACAUAUAUAUAUAUUGUUCUAUAAUUUUGUAGAUUUUUUUUCGAGUAUAAAUUUUAUUAUGAUAUCUUCAAAACUUGUGUGCGCUUUUCUCGUAGUCUACCGUACUUUUAAACAAUAUCAUUAUGUAUAAGUAUUGAUUAAGUAUCUCAGUUUCAUACAUGAAUUGGGAAAGCUUUGAGAAAUAAAAUGUGUUUAUUUUAUCUUAAACCUAACAAUACCACGGAGAGAGAGUUGGCAAUGAAUCCUUUAUUAAAUAUUGUGAAUUGGUUUCGUGUCUUUGUUAACAUUUUUGUGU